UGCGCUGAUGAAGCUGUUCAUUUUUGCCUGGAGUAAGUUGCUGCUCCUCAUCUUUGUCUGAAUGAAGGCUGAGCUUUCCUCAGACUGAAACAUCCUACCCUCUGAAAACAUCCGUGAGCAUUACACUGUUUUAUUUUCAGUUCCUUUCUCGUUCGGGGUUAAAUUGUUGACUCGCAAGAAUUGAACAAUAGGGAAGUGAAUCCAGGGAAGGGCCAGAUUCGGGAAAGGAUAUUUGAAGGGGAGGAUUUGAAGGAAGAAUUCUGGAACUGACAAGAUUUGAAAUCAAUCAAUCUGUCAGGAUCUGAAUGUCAUAGAUCUUUAACCAUGGAAGAAGAAAUAUUCCUCUCAUCAGUCUGCUUCACAAGGUUUAAAAAAUGAAUGUGACUGGAGAAAGAUUGUGAGACACACAUGAAUGAGAGUGUUUUAGUGCUCUGACAGUGAAGAAAAGCUGUAACUAAUUUAACAGCCUGAAAAAGAAAUUAUAGUUCACAGCAGAGAGAGGAAGAGAGACCAUACGUAUGUUCUGUGUGUGUGAACAAGGCUUCAACUGAUUGUUAAACCCUGAGAGACACACUCUCAGCAUGAAUAAAUCCUGGAAAUGUGGACAAUGUGGGGAAGGAUUCCCUUCCCCAUCUGCACUUGACAUUCAUGAGCGCAGACACACUGGAGAGAAGCCAUUCACCUGUUUCAUGUGUGAGAAAGGUUUCAUUUCCGUCUCCAAUCUGCUAAGACACCAGCAGCUUCACGCUGGCAAGCGACCAUUCACCUGCUCUGCAUGUGGGAAAGGAUUCUGUGAUUCACACAACUUGCUGCAACACCAACGGAUUCACACUGGGGAGAGGCCAUUCGCCUGCUCUCAUUGUGGCAAGGGAUUCACACAGUUAUCCAACCUGCAUGUCCACCAGCGCGUUCACACUGGGGAGAAGCCUUUCAUUUGCUCUCAGUGCGGGAGGGGAUUCACGCAGUUAUCCAAUCUGCAAACGCACCAGCGAGUUCACACCGGGGAGAGGCCAUUCAUCUGCUCUCAGUGCAGGGAAGGAUUCUCUCGAUUAUCCAACUUGCAGAAACACGAGCGAGUUCACACAGGGGAGAGACCGUUCAUCUGCUCUCAGUGUGGGAAGGGAUUCACACAGUCAUCCCACUUGCGGAAACACCAACAGAUUCACACCAAGGAGAGGUCAUUCACCUGCUCUCAGUGCGGGAAGGGAUACAAUCGAUUCUCCAGUCUGCAGAAACACCAGCGAGAUCACCAGUGACUGCAGGAGUGUUUUCUGCUGUUAGUGUUGCUGCCCAUCACAUUCAGGACCAAACUAUGUUGAUUCUGCCAGUGGGUGAAGUGGGAGGCUCAGAGGGUUUCUUUCUGCUGGACUGGCCACCUCAGCACUUUGCAUCCAAUGUGGCGGAUGCUUCAAAUGCCAUAAGGAAUUGAUGAAUGAGAGGAAGGUUUGGGAGGUAGAAGUUCUUCAGUUUACAUUUCAUGUUCUCCACGUUGGCAUGGAAACGGUCACGAUAGGCGGUAGUUUUAUUUAAUUGACGUGGGGAUGCUUCUCACAGAAGUUCCUUGGAAAUUUGUAAAGGUGGCAGCUCAUUUGGAAUCGCUUAGGGGGAAAAGAAGCCAGAAGGUUUGCUGAGCUUGGAUCUGGAGGAAGAAAUCUCCAGUAAGGCUCUCACUGAGUCAUGUGGUGGCAGGAAGCUGUUCUACAUCAAACAAAUGAAUGAGGAUCAGAAAGGCCAUUCAGCCUUUCGACACUGUCUCACCAUGUGACAAGAUAAUGAUGGAUCGGAUUGUCACAUCCACUCCCAUGUUCCUGUCUGAACCCUCGAAGCGUUGUCCUGAAGAUGGUCAAAACAAUGGUGCAGAAGACGUAACUGAAUCAAUGGAACUGAUCUGUUUUUACUGGUGGGACGUUUAAAGCAAAUUGCUGGAGAUCAUGGAGUAAAUCAGUGUUGAUAAAAGCAGAUGGUGUUUUUCCAGGCAAUGUUGCACCAAAAGGGGAAGCUCCUGAGAAACUCAUCCUUCCUAAUGCAUUUCCCACGAGCGCAAAUAGUUGCGAGGGAUUUGGAAGCAUUUAUAUAUUUGGGGAAGUCAUUUCCAGAUGUCCAAGAAGGAUUUUUAUUUGGAGUUGCUGGCUCAGCUGAAAUCGUAUGAGGGAAAGCUUUGGACCUUUUCAUUGUGUUAAUGCAUGUUAUUGCGGGGAAAUGUGUGUCGAAGAUACUUGCCAGAAUAUUGUGAAUAGUUUUGGGGCCUCUGAUUGAAGGACAGAUAUACUGGGCAUUGAGGGUGUGCACUCGGCUGGCCCUAGGCAUAGAGGGGCUGCUGAGAGGGGAAGAUGAACAGAUUGGGCUUGUACAUGUUGCAAAAUAGAGCAAUGAUACAGGACCUUACAGAAAAGUGUCUCAGUGGUUAGCGCUGCUGCCUCGCAGUACCAGAGAUCGAGGUUCGAUUCCGGCCUCGGGUGAUUC
Messenger RNA from Chiloscyllium plagiosum (whitespotted bambooshark), 2463 nucleotides. The record is from RefSeq and is a predicted model, not a curated record. NCBI's taxonomy places the organism in Eukaryota, Metazoa, Chordata, Chondrichthyes, Orectolobiformes, Hemiscylliidae.